Molecule: messenger RNA, 2280 nt
Organism: Patella vulgata (common limpet)
Lineage: Eukaryota; Metazoa; Mollusca; Gastropoda; Patellidae
Product: ankyrin repeat and KH domain-containing protein mask
Exons: 4
Coding region: 197-2218 (673 amino acids)
Molecular function (GO): protein binding
Source: RefSeq, a predicted model, not a curated record
CGGAGCUGAAAAAGCUAACAUCAGAAGAGUCGAUGGAUCAACAACAAACAGUCUCUUAAUUAUUUUAAACCUUUCAUUUUAUAGGCUAGGUAUCACGCGUACGGUGUAUGAUCUUGAUUUGCGGAGAUGCUUGCCAGGAAUUUUGCCAAGUUUUGACAGUUGAGUUGUAUGAAAAUUAAAGGAAUGAAAAUGGUAAAUGACUGCCGUGAAUUAUAAGAGUGUUUAUGUAUGUAAAAAGACAACCUAUUACAAUAUGGAAAAAUUACAAGAAUUUGUAAUGAGAGGUCAGUUUACAGAAGCUGUUCAAAUGUUGACAAUUUUAGACAAGAUAGAUGCUACUAUUGGCCAAAAUCUACUGUACAAUUCUAUUAAAUAUUAUGAGAGUUACAUACAGUCAUGCCAUCAAGAUGAUACAAUAUGUAAAAGAGAUUUUGUUAAAUCGCUAGUGGUAGCUCAGUCAGAGACAAGAUUUCAGUUGUUAAAGUUGAUCCAGUGUUUAUUUAAAAUGGGUGUCAAUCCCAAUUUUGUUGUUGAAAAUGGUACUUUGUUAAUGACUGCUGUUGCAACAAGAGAUGAAAGUCUUUUACAGAUGUUACUUAGUAAUGGUGCUGAUCCCAAUUUAUUUGGAGGACGUAGAGAUAUGAAUGCUUUCUCCUUGUCAAUUAUUAUUAAUGAUGUAUCCAUUGUUGAGUUGUUUUUACAUAAUGGAGCAAAUGUUAACAGUCCUUGUUGUGGAACUAUGACACCAUUGCAGUUAUCAGUAAACAAGUGUGUAGAGAUUUCUAAAAUGUUAUUACAACAUGGAGCUAAUAUUCAACAAGUUUUAAAUGUAUCUGGAAUCAAUCAAGUUCAACUAGCAGACCCCCCUUUAAUACAAGCGGUGCGAAGUGAAAACCCUUUUCUGACAGCUUUACUGUUAGAAUGUGGGGAAGAUAUCAAUCAAGUACAUGGUCAGCGCGAAGACACUGCCUUCCAUAUAGCUAUCAAGCAAGGAAAUAAAGAAAUUGUGGAAAUCCUAAUUAGAAAUGGAGCUAAUUUAGACAAGGAAAAUGCGCGUGGCCAUACACCUUUAGGUCUAGCCCUGUUAGCAGCAGGCUCAAAAUCAAAUGACAUUGUAAAGAUGAUCUUGAAUGCUGGGUGUAGUCGAACCAAAACCACCAGUAUAGCGCUCUUCCAGAAAACCUACCCGCCAUUAUUUGUUGCUUGUUUUUUAGGCAAUCUGAACAUUGUUAAGUUUUUGUUAGAAGAAGACACUGCCAUGAAUAUUCCUUGUGACCUUCAUUGUUAUUGUAAUAAUGGAAAAUAUGAAUACAAGCAUGAAUUUGAAGAACCAGCUAUUUUUUCUAAGUCUAAGAGUCCUCCACUGGCACAAGGUUCUUCAAAUCAUUUAGAUUUGGAUGGCGAUGAUAUUGUUAAUAAAUUUGAACAUUUGACUGUUUGUGAUUCAGUGAAAAAGAAGAAAAUGUGUGCAAAUAAAACAAAAUAUAUGGCUAAUUUAGUUGCUUCUGAUGGUUCCACUCCUUUGAUGUUGGCUACCUUUGGUGGUAAAUUAGAGAUGGUGGAAUAUCUGCUAGAUCAUGGAGCUGAUCAUAAUAUAACUAAUAAACAUGGUAAUUUGGUACAUGCUGCAGUAGUUAGUACUGGAUCUAUUAAAUUUCUAGAUAUUGUGGUUAAUCUUGGUUGUGAUAUUAACAUGGUUAGUAAUGCUGGGAAUACACCCCUCUUAUUAUCAUCUAGAAUUAACAAACCGGAAAUGUGCUUGUAUUUAAUACAGAAAGGAGCUUAUUUAAAUCACAGAGAUAGGUUUGGAGAAACAGCUCUAUCUGCUAGUAUAUAUUUUGGUUGUGAAGACAAUGCCAAACUUCUUAUUCAACAUGGAGCUGAUCUAGAUAUUGCCGAUUCAAGCGGGACGACUGCCUUCUACUGGUCUAUUUUCAACUACAGAGAAUCUAUUAUACGACGUUUAAUUGAUGCAGGGGCUUACUUUACACCAGAACAUUUAGCUAAAUAUCCACGAAAUCUUAAAUUUAUGAAAAACAAACAGCUUAUCGAGUGGAUAAAGGGGAAAAUAUCCAACCCUAAAACUUUGGUGGACAUUUGUGUUCAUUCUGUUAGGAAAGUUUUAUCCAAAUCGAAUGUUGGUCGAAGUAUUUUCCACAAUAUAAAUACUCUGCCAUUACCUUCCACAGUUAAGCAGAGAUUAAAAUUUAUACAAUAAUAAGUUCACUUUAUAUGAUUUAAUGUAAAUGUUGUGCUGUAAUACGUAAUAAAGGGUUUUAU